UUACGGAUCAUGAGUACGGUGUAAGAAGCAAUUUUUUUUUUUUUUAAGUCCGAACUUUCUCUCACUUCACUCGCUUCGUCUUCCUUUUCCAGUUCCUCAAUUGCGCUCAUUUCCUUCUCAGUCAUCACAAAUCACAGUCAGAAUGCCCGAAUGUCCGCCACCAGAAACACCAUCAACACCACCGCAUCCACCACAAUCACCACAACGACCACCAAACGAAUCGCAGCAAUCAGAAACUCAAUACCCUAACCCUAACCCUAACUCUGAAUCUAAAGACCCAUCUCAAAAUCCUCAACCUUCAACCCCAGAAACUUUAAAUCCACCUCCAGAAAACCCGACUAAUGAACAAAUUGAGCCCGAAGAAAACCCCCAUGAUGUGGUUGAAGAGGAUCAAGAGCAGCAGGAUGAGCCCGACUCAGAACCUGAACCCGAACCCGAACUAGAAACCAAGCACCCAGAAUCAGAAGGUAUGAACAACACUCUCUCUCCUCACCAUAACCCUUCAAUUGCGGUUGAUAAUCACGUUAUUGCUCAAGAAAUUAAGGUUAGUAAUAAUAUUAACCCCCCUGCUUCGGUUCGUAAAACAUCGAAGCGUAAGAAGGGUGGUAAGAAUCGUGUUAGUGAUGUUGUUCUCGAGAGGAAAUUACAGCAAUUGAACCGAUGUUUUAAGCCUAUUCCUUUUGUCCCUGGGAAAGUUCUUGAUUUUUCGAGGCACGAGGAGUUUUUGAAGAAGUUGGGGUUGUGGGAUUUUGCUCAUCUUGAAUUUGAUAAGAACAUUCGGGCAGAUUUGGUCGCGAAGCUAAUUGUGGGUUAUAACCAGAAAAACCGAGGUAGUUAUGUUGAUGGGUUUAAGAUAGGGGUUAGCAGGGCUGAUUUUGGCCGGGCAUUGAAUUUGCCGAAGAAGCCGGAUUGCGAUGUAGAUAAUUUUCCUGCAGAAUUUCUAUCGUUCCUAUAUGAGUUUGUGACAAGUUGGAUGAUUUUACAUGAGGAUGAGGAUUUGUGGUGUAUGCCUCAAGAGAUUGUGGCCUUGACAAAACCAAUAAGGGAUGGGUCUCCUCAAAAGGUUGAUUGGGCUGGGUUGAUUUGGUUUAUGGUGGAGAAGGAGUUGGCGCAACGGACCACCUUGAAAGACUGCUAUUAUGCGACGUAUUUGCAGCAGUUGAUCAAGGUGCAAAAGGAGGAGCUUCUAAGGGAUAUUCCAUACAUGGAGGGGGGGAAUCCCAAGGUAGAAGUUGAAAUUUCAAAGGAGGCCAUUUCUGUGGAAGAUGACGAAGAUGGAGGUGAUAUGAAGAUGAUGGACUUUGAGGAAUCGGUUGGUGCAGGACAGAAGUUGGAGGAUCAAAAUGUUGAACUGAGGCUUGGCCAAGAUUAUGUUGUUUCUGUGGAAAAUGUUGGUGAUGCUGAUAAGAUGGAAGAAAAUAGUGAGUGUCAUGCUAGUGGGACAGAGAAGGUUGAGGAUGUCAAUGAAGCGAAAAACGAGGGUGAUGUGGGGAAUUUUGGGGGUGUCGAUGAGGGUAACGAGGUAGAAAAUAUUGAGAGUGCUGAAAAUGUUGACAGUGUUGAGUAUCCUGAGAAUAAAGAUAUGGACAUGAUGGAAUUUGAGGAUAACAUGGGCGAGGAACAAGGUCAGGGGCACUGGUUUCUGGGUAAUAAAAUUGGAGGACAGUCCCUUUUGCAGCGUUGUAGUAUGGGUGGAGUUAAGGUCUCUGAUAGAGGAUUUGAGGAUGUUGGUGAAGAUGUAGAAGAUGAAGAAGUUGAAGGGGAUGAACAUGUAGAAGGGUUUAAAAUUAUGUCAAGAAGUACCUUGGACGGUAUGACUUCAGCAAAUCUCAUACAGGCAUUUCAAACAGGGCAACUGCCUUAUUCAACUGCCGAACUUGGGGGUCAGUCUUCUUUGGAGCUCAUGUCAUCCAGGGAUGAUGAUAAUGUGAUGUUGGGGGCCCCUUCUAUGUUUAAUCAUGCUGGGAAAAGAGAGAUCAAACAUGAGCAUGACAUUUCUCACCAUUCACUUAAUGAUAAUAAGAGGAUGAGACUUGAUGGUAAUUGGGACGAGAAAGCUCCUCCCUUUGAUAUGUGCAUGGAGCAAAUGCAAUAUUGGGCUGAGAAAGCUAAGAGUAGGUAUCUAGCUGAUACAAAUGUCUAUCAUCAAGCAAAUAUGAAUCAACAGCACUAUGUGGAACAGCAGUUAGCAGAUAAGGACAAUGAGAUUAUGCAGUUGAAUUACAAGCUUGGUGAUUUACAGAGGAGUAAACAAGCAGAAGUAGAUCGUCUUAAUCGGGAGCUCUGCUUGAUGAGCAGUGUGAUAGAUGGUUAUCGCAGGGCUUUGAAACAAACUCAGAAGUCAUUUGCUGAUUAUCGAAAGCGUUCUCAAUUACCUGAUGAAUCAAUAUAUAAGGACACUGGUCUUGGCGGUGUUGUCAAAAGUGUUAUGGAAUUGGAGCGAGAGCGAUUGAAGCAAGAAGAAGAAAACAAAGUAAUGUGCAGUCUCAUUGAGGAAACCUUUUGGAAAAAUGUAAAUGAUCUCCAAGUGAAGUGGGACAGUGAGGUUUUGGCAAAGUAUCAGUCUCAUGAUAGCAGGCUUAUGGAUGCUGUAAAGGAAAUGGAACAGCUGAAAGAUCAUUUUGGAAAGCGUAAGACGUCAGCAAAUGUUCAGGAUGAAGGACAAGGUCCUUCAGAAUGAUGAAGAAAAGGUGUUGUUUUUCAACUAAGUGUUUUUGCUUCUUCAAUAUGAGAAAUGCCUUUGUUUAGGAAUAUGUAAAUGCCUUUUGCUGAUGGCCUGCUGCAACCAGAUCUAUCUAUUAUUGUAUCUACCUAUGCUUCUCAGGCUUCCCGGAUAAUGUUUGGUUGAUUUAUAUGCUAAUUAAGUUAGUGCUGGAACAGUGUUGAUAGGA
Messenger RNA from Spinacia oleracea (spinach), 2891 nucleotides. RefSeq lists its product as uncharacterized. Bases 143 to 2680 code for a protein of 845 amino acids. The transcript has a single exon. NCBI's taxonomy places the organism in Eukaryota, Viridiplantae, Streptophyta, Magnoliopsida, Caryophyllales, Amaranthaceae. The record is from RefSeq and is a predicted model, not a curated record.